This is a messenger RNA of Gossypium raimondii (Peruvian cotton), 1143 nucleotides long. Its product is annotated as protein OXIDATIVE STRESS 3 LIKE 1. NCBI's taxonomy places the organism in Eukaryota, Viridiplantae, Streptophyta, Magnoliopsida, Malvales, Malvaceae. The coding region runs from base 2 to 937 and encodes 311 amino acids. The record is from RefSeq and is a predicted model, not a curated record. The transcript is spliced from 2 exons.
AAUGAAAAAAGAGAAAAUAGGAGGAGUAAUAUGGUUGGGGAUGAAGAGUACCACUUACAUCAUAUAUUUUAUUUACAUCAAAUUUCCCAUAACCUUCAUAUCUACUCUUGUUUCCUCUCUCUCUUUCACUUGCCUUUGCUUCUUUUGUUUGUGUUUUAAGGAAGACAAAUCUUCCUCUUUUGUUUUUCCACUGAUUUUCGUGAUGAAGUGCGCCACUAUGACUUCCGGAUUUGAACCCUCGCCGUCCAAAGACAUGCCAGCGGCGGAGGAGGAAGAAGACGAUUGGAGGAGUUCGUCCUCCCCCAUGACCUCCUCUUCGAUCGGGAGGAACAGUGAUGCUGACGUGUCUGGAAGAUCAUCGGACGGCGACGAUGAAAAUGAGGUUCAAAGCUCUUAUAAUGGUGGUUUAAACAUGAUGGAUUCCCUCCAACAGGUUUUGCCUAUGAGGAGAGGCAUCUCGAGUUUCUACAAGGGCAAAUCAAGGUCUUUCACAAGCUUAGCCGAUGCUUCUACAGCUUCAACGAUUAAAGACAUAGCAAAGCCUGAAAACGCUUACACCAGGAGGAGAAGAAAUCUAUUGGCAAUCAACCACAUAUGGGACAAAAACAGGAACAAUAAAAGACCCAUUAGGCCCAUCAGCUCAAGCAAAAGCACAUUGGCUCUAGCUGUUGCAAUGAGUAGCUCUGAAAGUAUGUCUAGUAUCAGUGAAGACUCUACUUCAACUUCAAGCCCUCGGCUUCCUCCAUUAUACCCACAAACCAGAUCAUCUUGCAAUAAUGAUAAUACCACCCCAUCAUCGCCGCCGUGCCGGAAUCUCUCUAAUUGGCGGUCUUUCUCGCUGGCUGAUGUGAGGGAAUAUGGUACUGUUAUAGGAAGCACUAAUCCACACUGCGCUUCAUUUCAUAAUGAAAACCAACUCUUGAGAAAGGGACUUUGACAAUAAUCUGUUGUUUAAGUGUACACGUAGCUUGAUGUAUAUGCUUUCAGGGGGAUUUAGGUUUCCUUUCGUCAAAUGUGGUGGUUUUCUUUACCCGAUGUAAAAAGGAAAAUGUUGGCGCAAGCCUUUGUCUAAUGUUAUUUAAUGGCAGGUACAAUAUGUUGAUACAUACAAAUAAAUGAAGAAAAACUAGAUGGUUUCAUCUA